AUGCGCCCCUUGUUCACGUAUCCAGCCAUAGCCUUCGCUACAUCAGUGUUCGCUGAAACUCAUUACUUCUUCUCCGGUUUCUUCGCAGGGAAAACAAUAGUUGGGGUGGAGUUUGACGAUACGGUUGAAUCUUUAAGGCUUGCGCAAAACAUCACCACGCAGGUAUCAGACGGCUCAAAAUGGAUUGCCAUAGAUGAGCAACGAGAGAAUGUCUAUGUCGGGACGACUGGCUACUUUCAAAGCUAUGCGAUUACGAGCAAUGGGAGCCUGAACUAUGAAAGCAACAUCACACUGUCCUCUGACUGUGCGUGCUCGAACGCAAAUUUCCUCAUUGCAGCUAGUACAUCACCCUACACAGUCUUCGGCGCCCCUUACAGCAACGGUUGUCCUGCGCAAGCCAUUUCAGUCGAUGAAAGAGGCGUGUUGCAAACCACGGUCGCAAAUUUGACCUACGGUAGCUCGGCCGGCGUCCAUGGCCUCGCGUUAAGCCCGGAGAAUAAUUUUGUCUAUUCUGCAGACGAUAUGGGCAAUGCUGUAUGGGUUCACUCAUUUGUCAGCACUACUCGGACUGCGGAGCAGAUUCAAUAUCUUGCAGCACCCACGGGUGCCAAUCCUCGACACCUUGCGGUGCAUCCAAACGGUCGCUGGGUCUAUGUUAUUUACGAGGAGUCAAACCAAUUGGCCGUUUAUAGCAGGAAUAACACCACAGGCAAGCUUACGGAUAUGAACACUACCUACCCUCUCAUCCCGUCCACGUUCGCGAACACCUCCUCCUACUGGGCCGAUGAAGCCCUUUUCUCGAUCCCUGGCGGCAACGUGAGCGGCACAUCCCCGAAAUAUCUCAUUACCGGCACACGGUCUCGCUCGACCAAUGCAACCGGAUACAUCUCGGCAUUCGCGCUUGAUGCAUCAACCGGUGCCAUCAGCGAACAGCUCUUCCUCGUCCCAAGCACUGCUAGUGGUGGAGCAGCGAAUGCGGUAUCUCCUGCGCCGUUUAGUGAGCAGUACUUUGCUAUUACGGACAGUGGGUCGAAUUUUAUUGAGGUGUGGAAGAUUGCGGAUGAUGGGACGGAGGCGGAAGCUGUUGCGCAUUUGGAUCUUGAUGUGGGGCCGGCGAAUGUGGUCUGGUAUAGUUGA
This is a messenger RNA of Trematosphaeria pertusa, 1137 nucleotides long. RefSeq names its product 3-carboxy-cis,cis-mucoante lactonizing enzyme. Gene Ontology annotation, molecular function: 6-phosphogluconolactonase activity; protein binding. The transcript has 4 exons. Bases 1 to 1137 code for a protein of 378 amino acids. NCBI's taxonomy places the organism in Eukaryota, Fungi, Ascomycota, Dothideomycetes, Pleosporales, Trematosphaeriaceae. The record is from RefSeq and is a predicted model, not a curated record.